AGUCAGCAAAACUAUCAAUGGAUAGCUUCGUUUUGGUGUUGGUGAUCCUUGCCCUAGCGGCGGGUGAAGAUGACCCAUGCGCCACUGUACGCUGUGGUGAAUGCAAAAAUGGAACAGUGCUCAGCCCUACACCAGACGAGUGCUGUCGGUGCGUGAACGAGCUGUUUGCUACUGUGCUCUGUGCGACCUGCAAAAGAGGAACAGUGUUCAGCCCUCUUCCCGAUGACUGCUGCCGAUGCAUAAAAGACCCAUGCGCCACUGUACGCUGUGGUGGAUGCAAAAAUGGAACAGUGCUCAGCCCUACACCAGACGAGUGCUGUCGGUGCGUGAACGAUCCAUGCGCCACUGUGCGCUGUAGUGGCUGCAAGGAAGGAACAGUGCUUAGCCCAGUUCUUGACAACUGCUGCAAAUGCGUGCCAGCCGAAUCAUAGUUUCAGGCUGCAAUCCUGGCUUAUGCACGAAGCGGGGAGUCGUACAACUGCGUUGCAGCCAUCUCCUAGCGCCCAUUGUCGAUGCACUUAAGCAGUGUUGACGAAGCACCGUCACAUCUAUGUGGCUGACCACUACUCUACUCAAUAAACUAAAAAAUAGCGA
This is a messenger RNA of Dermacentor albipictus, 594 nucleotides long. RefSeq lists its product as uncharacterized. Lineage: Eukaryota; Metazoa; Arthropoda; Arachnida; Ixodida; Ixodidae. The record is from RefSeq and is a predicted model, not a curated record.